Messenger RNA from Peromyscus eremicus (cactus mouse), 2782 nucleotides. RefSeq names its product N-acyl phosphatidylethanolamine phospholipase D (gene Napepld). Gene Ontology annotation, molecular function: zinc ion binding; N-acylphosphatidylethanolamine-specific phospholipase D activity. Gene Ontology annotation, biological process: N-acylethanolamine metabolic process; N-acylphosphatidylethanolamine metabolic process. NCBI's taxonomy places the organism in Eukaryota, Metazoa, Chordata, Mammalia, Rodentia, Cricetidae. The transcript has 7 exons. The record is from RefSeq and is a predicted model, not a curated record. Gene Ontology annotation, cellular component: cytoplasm; membrane-bounded organelle. Bases 128 to 1636 code for a protein of 502 amino acids.
UCCGCCCGGGCGCGGCGGGGCGCGGCUUACCUGAGCGGCGGCGCCGCGGAGUGGGAGCCUUCGGGCAAACCCCCAGAGCCGCCGUCGGGCCACGGGCAACAGCGACCGGCACACUGCGGCGGCCGCCAUGUCGGCUGCGGAGGAGCGGGAGAAGCACUUCCGGGUCGUGACUCCAAGCCCCCAGCGGGAGGCUGGCCCCACCGUGCGGCAGCCAUGGGAAUUACAGCCUCAGAAGCUGUCCUGGAAGGAUGCUGCUCUGGACCUCGUACCUCCAACCCCUUCCCCCUCCAGCUCCCGCUCCAGUUCAUACCAAGUAAUCCGAAUCGGAAGUUUCUCCAAAUAUUUCAUCAUGAAGGGGAUUCGUCUAUUGACACGGCUGGUCUUGGAGUCACUCUACAACAAGGGUGGCCUUAAAUUUCUGAUGGAUUACAGCUCACCAAAGGACAUGGAUGAAAAUGAAAACAGCCAGUCUCCAAUGACAAGCUAUCAAUAUCCUAAAGAAACAGUAAGGAAGCGCCAAAAUUCAGUACAGAAUUCAGGAGGAAAUGUGUCUUCCAGGUUUUCCAGGAAAAGCUUCAAACUGGAUUAUAGACUAGAGGAAGAUGUAACUAAAUCGAAGAAAGGAAAAGAUGGGAGAUUUGUUAACCCAUGGCCAACAUGGAAAAACAUCUCUAUCCCAAGUGUUCUUAGAUGGCUGAUAAUGGAGAAAAAUCACAGCAGUGUUCCAGGUUCCAAAGAGGAACUUGACAAAGAACUCCCUGUGCUUAAGCCAUAUUUUGUCAGUGACCCUGAAGAAGCUGGAGUGAGAGAGGCUGGCUUACGAGUCACGUGGCUGGGACACGCAACGCUGAUGGUGGAAAUGGAUGAGCUCAUAUUCCUUACAGACCCCAUGUUCAGCUCCCGCGCUUCUCCCUCACAGUACAUGGGUCCAAAGCGAUUUCGCCGUCCCCCGUGUACAAUAAGUGAACUUCCCCGAAUCGAUGCUGUCCUUAUUAGUCACAACCACUAUGACCACCUGGACUAUGGCUCUGUCCUCGCUUUGAAUGAGCGAUUUGGCAGUGAGUUGAGAUGGUUUGUGCCUUUGGGUCUUCUCGACUGGAUGCAGAAAUGUGGCUGUGAGAACGUGAUUGAGCUGGACUGGUGGGAGGAGAAUUGCGUCCCUGGCCAUGAUAAGGUCACCUUUGUCUUCACGCCUUCCCAACACUGGUGUAAAAGGACCCUCAUGGAUGACAACAAGGUUCUGUGGGGCAGCUGGUCUGUGUUGGGGCCCUGGAAUCGAUUCUUCUUCACUGGGGAUACUGGUUACUGCCCUGCUUUUGAAGAGAUAGGAAAGAGGUUUGGUCCCUUUGACCUUGCAGCUAUUCCCAUUGGAGCUUAUGAACCAAGGUGGUUUAUGAAAUACCAGCAUGUUGACCCAGAAGAUGCUGUAAGAAUUCACAUUGAUGUUCAAACGAAGAGAUCUGUGGCAAUUCACUGGGGAACUUUUGCCUUAACUAAUGAGCAUUACUUAGAGCCUCCAGUGAAACUGAAUGAAGCUCUAGAGAGAUACGGACUUAAAAGCGAAGAUUUCUUUGUCCUAAAGCAUGGAGAAUCAAGAUACUUGAAUACUGAUGAUAAAGCUUUUGAAGAAAGAUAAAAAUGGAAAUUUUCAGUGAAAACAAAAGAGAAGAUUAAGAAAUUCACAAAUAUUAUGACAUUUUUCACGUGGAAACAACUUCUGCAAGUGUGCGUUUUGUUUUGCAUUGUAACUUGCCAAUCGAUAAGACUCAUUUACAUAAACUGAGAGUCCAGGGAGGGUUAUUUAAGGAACUGUCCAAUGUAGACUUAAAAAAAUACCAAUGACACAAACAUUAUAUAUAUGUCAUAUAUAUAAUCAAAACACUACAUUUUAGUGGUGGUAGAAUUUCUGAGGUUGUAAAAAGCUGAUAUUAAAGUUUCAUUUCUUUUUCUGUUAUUCAGGGCUUUCUACAAAGCCCUACUUAGAGUUUUCAGACACACACACCUUUCUUAUAUUCAUAUUAUAAUGAUGAACAUGACUUCCACAUGCUGAGUAAAUGCUUCAGGUUUUACUGUCAGGAUGAGCUGCCUGUCAUGGUGAUGCACAUCUACAAUCCCAGCACUCCAGAGGAUGAGGCAGAUAGAUGACAAGUUCAUAGUCAACCAGAGCUACAACUAAGACCAUGUCUCAGGAGGAAACAUUAGCUUACAUGCCAAAUGUUAAGUGAUUUACUUUGUUAAGCAUAAGAACGUAGGUGUUUGGGCUAAAUUAUCAUUUAAAAAUUUUUUUAUUGUGGCCAAAUAUACAUUGCAUAAAAUUAUAAUUUUAGCUAUAGUGAAAAGAAGCUCCUUGGCAUUAACAAUUCACAUUCUUCUGCAUCUAUGCACAUCUUUACUUAAGUUUCUAAGAGGGCAAUAUCUACACAGCUGCACCCCAAGUUAAAAGCUGACGGUCAGAGAACAGUGUGGGGUUGAGACGUAGGGGAAGUUUAAAUUUCAAAGUCAGACAUUCUGCUAAGCACAACUGUAAUUACAGUGAAGUAUUUCACACACCAAAAUGUGAAUACAUCAUGCACUUGGAAUUAAGUUUUAUUUUUUCAUUUUCCAUUUUCCAUUUUCUGUAUAUAUAUACUUUUUCCUGUUCUCUAGGCUCUAAUCCCAAAUAUAACAAUAAGUAUGUUUUACAUGACUUGGAUGUGUUACAUAUUUUUAUAUUAAAUGACCUAUAAGCACAAUUGUACUUUUUAGUAAGCCAUUGUGAAAUUACAGUUGUUUUUAAAGCUUC